AUGUCUGCUACAGCCAAUCCUUUCUACGCACUCCUUCCGGGUUUGUCCCGGCAGCAGUAUCAGCAGCAGCAACAAGUUGCUGGAUUGCGCACGACAACUCGGUCGUCCAUUUCCGACAUCACGGGAGUCAACAACAGCUCACUGUACAACGACACGGUGCCAAUCACGGACAAGGGCCAAGUGAUGGACAAAGUGUACUGCAAAGUGGCAGACCGCUACGACACGGUACUUAACGUGCUGUCGCUUUUUAUGAACACCAUGUGGAAGCGCAGGUUUGUCCAGCGCAUGGCGCCUGCCCCAGGUGCUCGACUUUUGGAUGUUGCCGGGGGCACGUGCGAAAUUGCCAAGCAUUAUCUCGAAUACCAAGACUCGGUGAACCGCGACUCGGCGUCGUCAGUGCAUGUGGUGGACUUUAACGAGCAUAUGCUGAAGGCUGGUGAGGCACGGCUGGGCGGGACACCGUGGAUGCGUGAGGGUCGGGUGACAUUUGCUCAGGGUGAUGCUGAGGAUUUGGCGAAUGUGCCGGAUAACUCGGUGGAUAUCUAUAGCAUUUCAGCUGGAAUGCAUAACUUGGCACACCCGGAGCGCGCGCUGAGUGCUGCGUAUAGGGUGCUUAAGCCCGGAGGCCGCUUUGCUUGCCUUGAGUAUGGGCAUGUUGACACGCCGCUGUUUGGGUCGGUGUGCCGCUGGUAUCUUGCCAAGGCGGUUCCUAUGAUUAGCCAGCUUCUGUAUAAGGAUGGCAAGUCUUAUGAGAGGCUGGCAACCAGCGUGCUUAAUUUCCCGCACCAGGCCCAGUUUGUUGAGGCCAUACGCCGCGCUGGCUUCCACAUGCCUGGUCGUGGAUACGAGCUGUUCCAAUGCGGCAUGAUGGUCGCGUACAUUGGCACUAAACCUGUUGUCAAGAUAUAG
Messenger RNA from Kickxella alabastrina, 909 nucleotides. RefSeq names its product ubiE/COQ5 methyltransferase family-domain-containing protein. Gene Ontology annotation, molecular function: methyltransferase activity. Lineage: Eukaryota; Fungi; Kickxellomycota; Kickxellomycetes; Kickxellales; Kickxellaceae. The record is from RefSeq and is a predicted model, not a curated record. Bases 1 to 909 code for a protein of 302 amino acids. Gene Ontology annotation, biological process: ubiquinone biosynthetic process. The transcript has a single exon.